Messenger RNA from Exaiptasia diaphana, 1285 nucleotides. RefSeq names its product protein CMSS1-like. The transcript is spliced from 6 exons. Bases 118 to 684 code for a protein of 188 amino acids. NCBI's taxonomy places the organism in Eukaryota, Metazoa, Cnidaria, Anthozoa, Actiniaria, Aiptasiidae. Gene Ontology annotation, cellular component: nucleus; 90S preribosome. The record is from RefSeq and is a predicted model, not a curated record.
GAAAAUGACAAACCAUUAAACCUAAACUUGAAAAUCAACAAUGUUAUACAACAAGUUGUGUUUGAUUUUAUAUCCAUAUUUCUCUGCCUUUUAAAGAGGCUGUAGUGCAGUCUAGUGAUGAGAAAGGUAAAUGGGGUAUCAUCUAUUAACUUAUCCAUUGUCUUUGUUGCUAUUAUAGAGUCAUGUUGUUUAAUUGAAGAUUCUGUCCAUACUGGGGAGUCUACACAACUUCCAAUAUAUUUGAACAAAGUUAUCCCAUAUUGGGACAAGCAAGUGGAAAAACUCAAUAAUAAGAAGGUCAAUGGAAGUCCUUUGCUACUGAUCAUAUCGUCUGCAGCAACAAGAGCAGUUGAAUUAAACAAAUCAAUAGACAAAUUCAAAGCAGAUGGAAAAGUUGUAAAAUUAUUCGCAAAGCAUUUCAAGGUGGAAGACCAAACAAAGUUUCUUGCUUCMCAUUUAGUUCAUAUUGGCAUUGGAACGCCAAAUCGUGUYCUAAAACUUCUACAAAAUGAAUCACUUGAAACUAGCAAACUAAAGUAUGUUGUGGUGGACUGGACGUGGAGAGAUCAAAAGCUUAGAAGCAUUGCAGAUAUGCCAGAGGUAAAAGAUGACUUCUACCAUCUACUGCAAAAUUAUAUAUUUCCUUUGGCGAAGUGUGAGAAAAUAAAAAUAGGACUGUUUUAGCGUAUCUAGUGUUAUUAUGAUUAAUAACUGUUGAAGAGCAGAAAAAAAUGUACAAUUUUUUAAUUUAUUACAAAAUUUGUACUGUUUACCAGUAUUUAUCUCCCGUUAUGAACUGAAAAAAAUAUAAAUACGUGGAUUAACGUAGUACUACGUACGGAAUCUAAAAGAAGAAGAGAGAGACUCUACAAAAACGCAUCAGUGUGUACAAAACCUAACGUAUUAGUUUAUCAUGCAUACGAAAACGUAUUAACGCAAGCUAAGGGACAAAAGAAGUACAGUACCUUACGUAAACGAAUAGGCAUGAGUGCAUGGGACCCCACAAAGCAAUGAUCUAAAAGCGCUAUGAAAACGCAUUAGUUUACGGUAGUAAAAUGAAUCAGUUACGGAAACGCAUGUUCACUUUAACGUUUAUGCCUACUGAAAACUGGUAUAAUAUGGGCCCUUCGACCUCAAAUAAAGAUUUAGAAGUGAACACGUAAGCACUUGAGAAUAAAUACGUGAUGAUAUGUUAUAAUACCAAAAGAAAUCCUUCUUACGGCAGCUUUUGAGCUCUAGUUGACCUUGCACUCGGAGCUUCAUUUUUCCAAUGGAAGACGACGCG